CCUAUUGUAGGAAACAGUCUUUAUAAAACAGUAUUCAAUAUGGUGUCCACCGUUAUAGAACACAUUGUGGAUGCGUUGUUCGUGGUAUUCAUCUUCAGCCCAUUGGUUGUAUGUUACUGGAAUAGUACCUGGAACCUCAUUGGACUAUAUCUGUUGCCAAGCAACAAGAUAGCGUCCGGAUGGAUAUCGGUGGCAAUAAGCAUUGUGUUGAUGGUGGCGUCAUUUUUCACACAGGACGUUUUGAACAAGUAUGUCAAGAAAGAAAAGUACGUGUCCUUUUACCUGGUGUCACGCCUCUUUACCUACGUCAUGUCAUUUAGCCAGGUGAGCAACUGGCGAGGGAUAUGGGAACUUCUCAACCUGUACAUCGGCAUAACAAUACCUGGCUCACUGACAAUUCUAGGUAUCGGUACUGUAGGUCUGAUUGCCCUUCGUUCGUACAGGAACGUUUUGACGCCACCAGGAGCUUGGGUUCUUGACGUUGACACCGACAACCAUUUCACCAUCAUUCAUCUGUUCGGGACAAAGAAGGGCAGCGUCCUGUAUGUCAUUGACGUCCUCUUCGGUGUGGUUGUGGUGUCGACGCUGGUGGUGCUGGUCUGGCGGGGUCAGUGGAUGGUUCUCCAACUCUCCAUUUCACCCAACAACGACCUCUGGCGGGGAAUCAUCGUCUUCAGUGUCGGUAACGUGCUGGUAGUUACACUGAUCGUCACACAGUUUCCCGCCAGAAAGCUUGCCGGGCAUCUACACACGACACAUCCACUCCUUCAGAUAGUGUUCGAGGACGCCUGUGUUUUGCUGGUGUGCUUCAGUGCUGUGUGUUACUGGCACGGGCUGUGGGCUUUGCUGGACGUGAUGGUCAUCGGGUAUGAUCCCAACUUGACACAGUGGUUACUCCAUGCUCUAGGGUUUGGAGGGUUAAUGCUGUUACGUGUAUGUAGGUCUCUACAGUUCAUGGGCUACAAUUUCGAUGGCGAGUACCCUGAAGGUAUUGGUCUGGUACAGACGCCAUCUUACUGCAACACAAUCUUGGCAUCGCUGUGUAGAAGAGAGGCAUUGAGUCAGGCCAUACACAAGACAGCGACUACCGAGACCACGUUCUCACUUCCGGACAGCGAGUGACGACUAGAGGACACACAUGCCAUUCUGUAUUAUUUCCGCUGAGUGAUUGGGUACGAAAAACAAUGUGUAGAUCAUGUAGAGUGAGUUAGUGAGUUUGGCUUUACACCGCUUUUAGCAAUAAUCAAGCAAUAUCACGGCGUGGGACACCAUAAAUGGGCUUCACCAGAGACCAUAUACUCUGGCUUCACACAUUGUACCCAUGUGGGGAAUCGAACCCGGGUCUUCGAACGCUUUAACCACUAGGCUACCCCGCUUCCCCAGAUCAUGUAGAAGCAGAUGCUAAGUGGUGGGACAUUAACUGGGACAAGCUGUCUAUUUGGAACUUACUGUUAUCUCGAAGUAAAGCUUUGUCCCGCGUAUUUAUUCAGUUAGGUUGUGAUAACAGUUGCAUAGAUUAAUAGUUGAGGGGGCGUAGUUAUGGGUGAGUGAGUGAGUGAGUUUAGUUUUUCCUCACUCAACAAUAUUCCAGCUAUAUGGUGGCGGUAUGUACACAAUCGAGCCUGGGCCAG
This is a messenger RNA of Haliotis rubra (blacklip abalone), 1631 nucleotides long. RefSeq lists its product as uncharacterized. The coding region runs from base 40 to 1122 and encodes 360 amino acids. The transcript has 3 exons. NCBI's taxonomy places the organism in Eukaryota, Metazoa, Mollusca, Gastropoda, Lepetellida, Haliotidae. The record is from RefSeq and is a predicted model, not a curated record.